Molecule: messenger RNA, 2307 nt
Organism: Plasmodium adleri (nom. inval.)
Lineage: Eukaryota; Apicomplexa; Aconoidasida; Haemosporida; Plasmodiidae
Product: conserved Plasmodium protein, unknown function
Exons: 1
Coding region: 1-2307 (768 amino acids)
Cellular component (GO): membrane
Molecular function (GO): host cell surface receptor binding
Source: RefSeq, a predicted model, not a curated record
AUGAUAAGUCAUAGAUAUAUUAUAUUUUAUUUAUUUUGCUUGCAUAUAGAUAUUUAUGUAAAUAUAUAUACUAGGUGUUUUGGGGUAAACGCAAGCAGCAAUUAUUUGAGAAAUAAUGUCUCUACGUUUGACAAUGUAAAUGUAGAAGAUAAUAAUUUCGUUAUAGGUGAUAAUUAUUAUUUAAAUUAUGAAAAAAAUAAUCAAGAUAUAAUAAGCAAUCUUCAUGAAGCUAAACUCCCCAAUACUUCUCAAGAAUACAUUGAAGUGGAAAAUGAAAAUUCGCAUGAUCCAAAAGUUCAAGAUGAGGAAUUUUCAGUAAUUAAACCUUUAGGUGAUCAUAAUCACGUAAAAUCUAAUGAUAUCGGUGUAAUUGGAAACGAUACUACUGAUGGUCUUAGUGAUACUAAUAGUGGAAGUGAACAUGGUAGAGUAAGUAGUAAUGAACUUACGCCUGAAAAUUCUACACUACAAGAUGCUUUGAACAAAAAAUGUCCCAAUGAAACGAUUUGUAAAGAUAUGGUUUCUUCUAAGCACUGCCCUAAAAAAAACUUUGAGCAAAGAAACAAUUGGCUCACCACAACUGUAAAAACUUCGUUAGGUAAGAACAAAAGUGUUCCUACUCCAGCAAGGAGAGGAAAAUUAUGUUUCGGAAAUAUAACACAGAGAAGGAAUGGUAUAAACGAUAUAGAAAAAUUAAAAAAAGAACUUAAGAAUGCAGCAUAUUCUGAAGCAGUAUUAUUGGGUGAAAUGUAUUCUGGGAAACCUGAAUAUACACUUGAAGCAAUGAGAUAUAGUUUUGCUGAUAUUGGAAGUAUUAUCAAAGGUAAUGAUAUGUUGGAUGAUUUACGUACAAAAAACUUGAAAGAAAUAUUUGAGAACAAAAUAAACCAAGGCAAAACAGUUGUACCUAUUAUUAAUAGAGAAUCCUUGUGGGAAGAAAAUAAAAAUGAUAUUUGGGAUGCAAUGAUGUGUAAAUAUAGUGGGAAUAAGGCUGACAAUAUUUGUCCAGGACACAAUAAUAUCGAUAAGGUUCCUCAAUUUUUCCGUUGGUUCAGAGAAUGGGGAACAUAUGCCUGUAAGGAAAUAAAAGAAUCGAGAGAAUUAUUAAAAGCAGUUUGCAAUAAUGUUGAAAAUAAACAUAAUGAUAAAGUAAUAAAUGCGGGUAAAACGCGUCAUGAUAUUUGCAAAGAUAUAUUUAAUGAAUAUGAAAAUUUGGUUAAUUCAAGGAAAAAUGAAUGGAAAUUAUUUGUUGAAUAUUUUAAUAAUGAAAAAGAUACUUAUGAUGGUUCAAAGGGUUUAUUACCUGAAAUGUAUCUAAAAGAAUACUGUCCUGAAUGUUAUUUCCAGAAUAAAGAUUUAAAAAUUAUACUUGAAGAAAUUGAAAAAAACGCCAAUAUAUAUAAUGAUAUAUACGCAGGAAAAUAUUUUGAAGGUACUGUAACAAGAACAUCUCAUGAAGUUUCUAAUUCUAGUCCCCAUAGGCAAAAUGACGGAUCUGCAAAAGAUGGAGUACAAAGUGGAUCAAGCACACCUGAAAAAGAAAUUACACCUAGAAGUGACUCCUCUAAUUCAGAUAUAAGUUCUACUAAUUUGGUUGAUAAAGAAGCAGGAACAGGUCAAAAAUUAAAUAAUUUAUCUGGUGGUGAAGAAAAAAAAACAUUGGAAUCUGGAAAAAGUAAUACAGAUAAUGAGCGCCAUGAUGUGUCAAAAGAUGAUAUUCCUUACGAUCGUAUAUUGGGGUGGGAAUUUGGUGAUUUUUCUCCAAAAAAUAAAUACACUGAAGAUGAAAAAAAAGAAAAUAUGUUAGAAUUAAUAAAUUUAACUUCAUGGGACAGAGAUAAUAUAUCCAAUGAAAAUGAAGAAGUGGAGGAAGAAGAAAAGUACAUAAUCGAUGUGGGUGAAAUAGAAUUAGAGGAAGAAGAAGAAGUAGGAAAAGAGGAAGAACAACAAGUAGAGGAUGAAAUAGAAGUAGAGGAAGAAGAACAAGUAGAAGAGGAAGAAGAUGAAGAAGAAGUAGAAGAAGAAAAACAAAAAGAGGGUGAUACAGAAGCUACCAAAAACAAUUUAGAAGAAAAGGAUCAAACGACAAAGGAUACGAAAAACGAAAAAGAAGAAACAGUUGAUUUAAAAAGAGAUAAUGAUGCAUACCAAUCAUUAAAAGAACGUUCUAAUGAUAAUAAGCAAGUAAAAAAAGUUGAUGAGUCGGCAAUAAAAAACCUCUUUGAUUUGUUUAAUAAAAGUAAUGAUUCGGAGGAUGUGUUAAAAGGUUUGGUAAGAGAAAUAACAAGUUUAUUUCAAAACCAAUAA